GACCGUGUCACCUUGUCCCUUCUCAACACACAGUAAAAUUGUUUCUUUUGCUUUGUACCUAACUGAGCUGAGAGACUGUGAGAGAGACUGCUUUUUCUCUUCACAGUUUCACUGGUAGCUUCUUGAAAGCUUUGCACAGGAAGCUGCCAUGUUGGCGUGUUCUGCAGAGCACCGUAGCGUGUGCAGAGUUUCUGCUAUUGCUUUUCUCUCACUCUUCACUCUUUUCUUCACCACUUCCACUGCUUGCUCCAAUGGAAACUGCCAGGUUUUGGAAGCUUGUUCGGCUGCCACUGACUGUGGAACAGGUCUCUACUGUGGCAACUGCCCUGCUUUGGGCAAGACCCAACCCUUCUGCGUCAGAGGCCAAACUACCAUACCCACUUCUAUUAUUAAUGGGCUUCCCUUCAAUAAGUAUACAUGGGUGGUGACUCAUAAUUCGUUUAGUAUUGUUGAUGCACCACCUUUGGCCGGUGUUCAGAGACUCACAUUUUACAAUCAAGAAGACACUGUGACCAAUCAGCUCAGAAAUGGAGUGAGGGGAUUGAUGUUGGACAUGUACGAUUUCGAUAACGAUAUCUGGCUCUGCCAUUCAUUUCGAGGGCAAUGUUUCAAUUUCACUGCAUUUCAACCUGCUAUAAACACUUUGAAGGAAGUGGAGGCAUUCUUGAAUGAUAACCCAACGGAGAUUGUGACCAUUAUAAUUGAGGAUUAUGUGCAUACUCCUAAAGGGUUGACAAAGCUGUUCACCAACGCUGGUUUGGACAAGUAUUGGUUUCCAGUAUCCAAGAUGCCCACAAAGGGUGAAGACUGGCCCACUGUGACUCAGAUGGUACAAGAUAACCAUCGGCUUCUGGUUUUCACUUCUGUCGCUACAAAGGAAGCAGAAGAAGGAGUUGCUUACCAAUGGAGGUACAUGGUGGAAAAUGAGGCUGGAGAUCCUGGGGUGGUAAAAGGUUCAUGCCCAAAUAGAAAAGAAUCAAAGCGGUUGAAUUCAAGAAGUGCGUCUCUUUUCUUUCAGAAUUACUUCCCAACAUAUCCAGUUCAGUCUGAAGCUUGCAAGGAGCAUUCAAAUCCACUGGCUGAGAUGGUUGGUACCUGUUACAAAGCAGCAGGGAAUUUGAUGCCUAACUUCGUGGCGGUCAACUUUUACAUGAGGAGUGAUGGAGGAGGUGUGUUUGAUGUGGUGGAUAGAAUGAAUGGUCCAACAGUAUGUGGGUGUAGCACCGUGACUGCCUGCCAGGCUGGAGCACCUUUUGGAUCAUGCAAGAAUGUUACUGUACCUAAUACAAGUCCAGUAACCAAUACUGCUGGAAGUUUCACUGGAUCUGUUCAGUUCUCAAGCUCUGCCUCCACAGUCCUUUCUCCAAGUUGCUUGAUUCUUUUCUUUUUUUGUUUUCCAUUGAUGAAGUUUUUGUUAUGAUUGCCAUGGCUAAUUAUGGGACUAGGCAGUUGAUGAGCUACUUCUUACAGAGAGGUUUAGUGUGUUAGUACGUAUAUUUUAUAGUCAAAACAGGUAUACUCUACCCCUGCCUUUUAUGUUGUGGGGGCAAGAAAUGCAUGCUAGUGCUGUGAAAUUUGAUUGUAAAGGAGGAACUUGGUCUUUUAUGGAGGCCAAAAAGUAAGGGGUUGCAUAGGAAGCUAACGUAGAUGGUGACCUAGAGAGAACCAGUGUACCAAGAAGUUAUUCAGGUCCGGCGCAUAGCAUGAAGUAGUGGAAUGUAUGGCAUAGCAUGUGUAGAAGUGGUUCCAUUAUGUUACUAGAUUUUCUAAAUAGUUGUGUACUACUUCCAAUGUUCUACAGUCUUCUUUUGGUUUGCUUGUGCUUCCUACACUCAGGUUAUUUUCUUAUGUUUUCAUAUGACUUUGGAACAUGCACGGUAUCACAAAAGAGUUAUAUUCGAGGCUGCGUUAUUAGAAAUGAUAUAUUGUUUGCAGUUUCUCA
Molecule: messenger RNA, 1942 nt
Organism: Quercus lobata
Lineage: Eukaryota; Viridiplantae; Streptophyta; Magnoliopsida; Fagales; Fagaceae
Product: PLC-like phosphodiesterases superfamily protein
Exons: 9
Coding region: 149-1420 (423 amino acids)
Biological process (GO): lipid metabolic process
Molecular function (GO): phosphoric diester hydrolase activity
Source: RefSeq, a predicted model, not a curated record